Messenger RNA from Saccharomyces paradoxus, 408 nucleotides. RefSeq names its product RNA methylation protein TRM112 (gene TRM112). Gene Ontology annotation, molecular function: protein heterodimerization activity. The record is from RefSeq and is a predicted model, not a curated record. Gene Ontology annotation, biological process: rRNA (guanine-N7)-methylation; peptidyl-glutamine methylation; tRNA methylation. Bases 1 to 408 code for a protein of 135 amino acids. Lineage: Eukaryota; Fungi; Ascomycota; Saccharomycetes; Saccharomycetales; Saccharomycetaceae. The transcript has a single exon.
AUGAAGUUCUUAACUACCAACUUUCUAAAAUGUUCCGUUAAGGCCUGUGACACCAGCAACGACAACUUCCCCCUACAGUACGACGGCAGCAAAUGCCAAUUGGUGCAGGAUGAAUCUAUUGAAUUCAAUCCUGAAUUCCUUCUGAACAUUGUCGACCGUGUGGACUGGCCUGCUGUGCUCACGGUUGCUGGUGAAUUGGGAAACAAUGCCUUACCUCCUACCAAACCCUCCUUCCCAUCGUCAAUCGAGGAACUCACCGAUGACGACAUGGCCAUCCUAAAUGAUUUGCAUACCCUACUGCUGCAGACGUCCAUCGCUGAAGGUGAAAUGAAGUGUAGGAAUUGUGGCCAUAUCUAUUACAUCAAGAACGGUAUUCCAAACUUGCUUUUACCUCCGCACCUGGUAUAA